CCUCCCGCAAGCCCCGCCCUCCUCCCCUCCCCUCCCCUCCCCUCCCUUGCAGCGUUAGUUGCAGCGCCCGCCUUUGUGCUCGUGGCUGCAGCCCUCAGCAGGCAGCGACGCCCGGGGACGGGAGCCCGUUAAUACUCCGGGCUCAAAAGCGUUGCUCUUUUCGCUGCCUCCUCUGGAAGCUUUUUGGCCUCCCCAGCGCGCCGUGCCGCGCGGCAGGAGGGGGGGUGUGAGUGUGUGUCGGGAGCGUGGCACGAGGGGGAGGGGCGGCGGUUGAGAUGGGCGAGACCAUGUCCAAGAGGCUGAAACUCCAUUUGGGAGGGGAAGCAGAGAUGGAGGAGCGGGCCUUCCCCAACCCCUUCCAGGACUACGAAUCCGCCUCCGCUGUGGCGAUGGCCGCCGGAGUCGCUGCCGAAGAAUCCUCCCCACCCGCCGGGAACAAUCUGGGCCUCCCAUUUAACGGCGAUGGGAAGAUCACCUCCAGUUUUUCAAAGAGGAUUCAAGCUAAAAUCAAGGACCUGCUGCAGCAGAUGGAGGAAGGCCUGAAGACAGCUGAUCCUCAUGAUUGUUCUGCAUACACUGGCUGGACAGGUAUAGCCCUUCUGUACCUGCAGUUGUACCGCGUCACUUCGGACCAGGCCUACCUGCUGCGAUCCCUGGAUUAUGUGAAGAGAACACUUCGUAAUCUCAAUGGCCGCAGGGUCACUUUUCUCUGUGGGGACGCGGGACCCCUCGCUGUGGGUGCUGUGGUGUACCACAAGCUAAAGAGUAACAGCGAGUCCAGAGAGUGCAUCUCAAAACUUUUGCAGCUACAGAAAACAGUUGUAAGUCUAGACGCAGAUCUUCCAGAUGAGCUCCUGUAUGGACGGGCAGGUUACCUGUAUGCUUUACUGUACUUGAAUACAGAGAUUGGUCCAAAUACAGUGUCUGAAUCAGCUGUCAAAGAGGUAGUACAUGCUAUAAUUGAAUCAGGUAGAAAUCUUUCCAAGGAAGAACGCAAAACUGAACGCUGCCCACUAUUAUUCCAGUGGCAUAGAAAGCAGUAUGUUGGAGCAGCUCAUGGUGUGACUGGAAUCUACUACAUGUUAAUGCAGCCAGUAUCAAAUGUGGACCAAGAAACCUUGACAGAGUUGGUGAAACCAAGUGUUGAUUAUGUGCGACAUAAAAAAUUCCGGUCUGGAAAUUACCCAUCGUCAUUAAGCAAUGAAACGGAUAGAUUAGUCCAUUGGUGCCAUGGUGCUCCUGGGGUUAUACAUAUGCUUCUCCAAGCGUAUAAGAUCUUUAAGGAGGAAAAAUAUUUGAAGGAUGCUAUGGAAUGUAGUGAUGUAAUCUGGCAGAGAGGCUUACUACGGAAAGGCUAUGGAAUCUGCCAUGGGACGGCAGGAAAUGGUUACUCUUUCUUAUCUCUCUACCAUCUAACUCAGGAUAAAAAGUACCUCUACAGAGCUUGUAAGUUUGCAGAAUGGUGUUUAGAUUAUGGAGCACAUGGGUGUCGUAUUCCAGACAGACCCUACUCACUCUUUGAAGGUAUGGGUGGCGCUAUUCACUUUCUGUCAGAUAUCUUGGUUCCAGAGACAUCCCGUUUUCCAGCAUUUGAACUUGGCCCUCCACAAAGGGAAAAAAGGGUAGAAAAAGACACCUAAAACAUCCCUUUGUACCAAAAGCAACACAACUGUUUAGUGCCUGAGACAGAACCAACUUUGGAUCUUAAAGAAGUCAGCAUCUAUCCUCCCCCCUUUGUCCAAAGGACCGUGAAAAGCAUGAAUGAAGGAAACCACCACAUUGGUGUUUUGUUGCAGCAUUACCUUCAGUUGUGUAAAAUAUGAAUUCCUUAAAUUCAUUUGCCAUUCUUCCCUUCA
This is a messenger RNA of Sarcophilus harrisii (Tasmanian devil), 1856 nucleotides long. RefSeq names its product LanC like 2 (gene LANCL2). The record is from RefSeq and is a predicted model, not a curated record. Bases 276 to 1640 code for a protein of 454 amino acids. Gene Ontology annotation, biological process: peptide modification; carbohydrate metabolic process. The transcript is spliced from 9 exons. Lineage: Eukaryota; Metazoa; Chordata; Mammalia; Dasyuromorphia; Dasyuridae. Gene Ontology annotation, cellular component: plasma membrane.